Messenger RNA from Exophiala aquamarina CBS 119918, 1248 nucleotides. RefSeq lists its product as uncharacterized. The record is from RefSeq and is a predicted model, not a curated record. The transcript has 6 exons. Gene Ontology annotation, molecular function: FAD binding. Bases 1 to 1248 code for a protein of 415 amino acids. Lineage: Eukaryota; Fungi; Ascomycota; Eurotiomycetes; Chaetothyriales; Herpotrichiellaceae.
AUGGAGUCCAAGAAGAUAUUCCACGCACUUAUUGUUGGGGGUGGUACUUGUGGAUUGGCAAUCGCACAUGGCUUGCAAAAGGAAGGCAUACCAUAUACGAUUUUCGAGCGAGACUCGGAGGAAGACUACUGGAAUAAGACUCGGGACUGGGGCAUGUUAUUGCACUGGGGAAAGGACUUCUUGAUGAGAACUCUGCCCGAGGAUUUGCAAAUCAGAUUUGGGGAAACGCUUGUAGAUCCAAGAUAUAAUGGGGCAGAAGAUGUCCCCAUUCCUCAUAUUAAUGGGCAAACUGGAGAGGUAAUGGCGCGAAUAGCAAUGCCAGCACUGGUUCGAGUUUCGAGGAAGAAGCUCCGGAAUUGGUUGACAUCGAAGAGAGAUCUCAAUAUAAUGGCCAGUCCUUCCAUCAUCGACUUCUCGACUGGGUCUGAGGUCACAGCGACAUUUGAAGAUGGCUCGACCGAGAGGGGCCAUCUCCUCGUCGGUUGUGACGGCUCGCGAUCGAAAGUCCGAGAUUAUCUGGUGGGAUCAGAAGCGACAAAACCAUUCGAUACUGGGAUGACGAUUAUCAACCAUGCUUUCACUGGGUACACAGCUGAACAAGCUCUUCUCAUGCGAAAGUACCAUCCUGUGGCAACUUGUUUCUACGAUCCGAAUGUUGAUGGCAUAUUUCUGCUGACAGUUCUCGAUGCAUCCAAUGAGGAGAAGCCAGAGACCUGGAGCUUUCAGAUUCAUCAUGCCUGGUGGGGAGCACCCAGUGUCAAGGAUCUGGUUGACCCAAAGGUUCGCCUGCAGUUUUUCAAGGAACGCAGUUCCCGCAUUUGCGAGCCAUUUGCGACUGCCGCGGCCGCCCUUCCUGAAGACACUGUGAUACCAGCCGACCCUGGACAGCAAUGGUCACCAAUUUCCUGGGAUAACCGUGAUGGGACUGUUACAAUCGCAGGGGAUGCUGCUCACUCUAUGCUUCCUAAUCGUGGCCAAGGCCUAAACAAUGCCAUGCAAGAUGCUGCAGAGGUUGUCGACGCUGUCAAAUCGGCCGUUUCAGGAGCAGCCACUUUGAAGGAUGCCAUAUCUACGUACGAAGAUGGCAUGCGCCCGCGCGGAGCCAAAGACGUCGCGCUUUCUUUGGAGACAGCGAAAAAGCUCCUUGUAUCAGACUUAAAGGAGAGUCCUAUGUUCAAAGUAGGCCUCCAAAAGAUGGACGGCCAGACAGUAAUUGAAGUGCCAAACGCAGUGCAGGUGGUGGAGUGA